AUGGCUUUUGACAAAGUUGAUCAUCCUGUUAUAACGAUCGCGACGGUCAUUCUCGUUCUUUGGUAUACCACAACCUACCUGCAGCGGAAAUGGACGCAUCGUCAACAUAAGAUUCUCGAGCGGGCCAUCGAGCGAUUCAAGCUAUAUGGCAACACUUUUACACAGCGUCGAUUCACCCCUUUCAUCAUAACAUGCGAGCCGGAGAAUAUAAAGACAGUUUUGUCCCUCCGAUUCAAGGAUUAUGGCUUAGCAGGCCGCAUCGAUGCAAUGGGUCCGCUUUUGGGCCAUGGCAUUUUCACCACUGAUGGCGAGCACUGGGCCCAGUCGCGUGCCAUGGUCCGUCCAAAUUUCGCGAAAGAGCAAGUCGCGCACUUGGAUAUCUUUGAGGAACUAGUGAACGAACUGAUAUCGCUGAUUCCAACCGAUGGCAGAACGGUCGAUCUACAGGAGCUAUUCUUCGAGCUCACGAUCGACUCUGCAACGGAAUUCCUCUUCGGGCACAGCGUGCACAGUCUUCGGAAGCGGCGGGCUGGGGCCCGUGACAGUACAGAACAUGACUUUGCCAGCGCUUUCAAUUAUGCACAAAAGGCUAUUGUGGCAGAUCUACGCCUUGGUAGACUUAAAUAUCUCCGCCGCGACCGCAAAGUAGGAGAGUGCAUCCGAAUCUGCCAUGAACUGGUGGAGCAGUUCGUCGACAGCGCAAUGAGAGUGCGAGAGCAGUCUAGCGACCAGAAAGCGCUCCCUGUAGGGGACAGUCAUGACGCAAAGGAGAAGCAGAAGUAUCUAUUUCUGCAUGGGUUAGCCCAGCAGACGGGGGACCGCAGGCGUAUCCGCGACGAGCUAAUAAAUAUCCUCUUGGCCGGGCGAGAUACCACGGCAUCCCUGUUGAGCAACUUGUUCUUUAUGCUAGCAAAGGACCCUCGCAUCUGGAACAAAUUGCGCGAAGAGAUUGCCUUCUUAGAAGGCCGUGCGCCGUCGUACGAGCAACUGCGUAAUCUGACAUAUGUGAAAUACUGCCUGAAUGAAUCUCUUCGCCUCCACCCUGUUGUUCCAGCAAACUUGCGCUUUGCGAACACGGAUACAGUACUUCCCCGCGGUGGCGGACCAGACGGCAAGUCGCCUGUUUUCGUGCCAAAGGGCUGUACAGUCGCCUAUAAUGUCUAUGCUCUUCACCGUCGUGAGGACAUAUUCGGCCCAGAUGCAAACGAGUUCCGGCCUGAACGUUGGGCUGAGAUCCGUCCGGGGUGGGAGUACCUGCCAUUCAAUGGGGGACCACGAAUCUGUGUUGGUCAACAGUAUGCACUAACGGAGGCAGGGUAUGUCACGGUUCGGCUAGCCCAGAAGUUCUCUGUGCUUGAAAGCAAGGAUACGGGGCAGUGGGUGGAGGGCUAUGCACUGACACUUUGUUCGAGAAAUGGGACGAAGGUGGCAUUGAGCUAG
This is a messenger RNA of Aspergillus welwitschiae, 1440 nucleotides long. RefSeq names its product cytochrome P450. Gene Ontology annotation, molecular function: heme binding; oxidoreductase activity, acting on paired donors, with incorporation or reduction of molecular oxygen, reduced flavin or flavoprotein as one donor, and incorporation of one atom of oxygen; iron ion binding. Lineage: Eukaryota; Fungi; Ascomycota; Eurotiomycetes; Eurotiales; Aspergillaceae. The record is from RefSeq and is a predicted model, not a curated record. The transcript has 3 exons. Bases 1 to 1440 code for a protein of 479 amino acids.